Molecule: messenger RNA, 3926 nt
Organism: Zootoca vivipara (common lizard)
Lineage: Eukaryota; Metazoa; Chordata; Lepidosauria; Squamata; Lacertidae
Source: RefSeq, a predicted model, not a curated record
AGGCGCAGAGCGGCGGCGUUUGUCCCCCUGAGGCGGCCGAGGCGAUGCUGUUCUCCCUCCGGGAGCUGGUUCAAUGGCUGGGCUUCGCGCCCCUGGAGCUUCUCCUGCAGGCGCUGGCGCUGCUGGCCGCGUCGGCGCUGCUGGUGCUGAAGGCGGACGGCGGGGAGUCCGGGGAGGCGCUGAGCUGGUGGGCGGUGCUGGCGGCCUUCUUCGCGGCCGACGGGCUGAGCGCCUACUUCAGCACCAUCGUGUCGGUGCGGCUCUUCCAGGACGGCGAGAAGCGGCUGGCGGUGCUGCGGCUGCUGUGGGUGCUGACGCUGCUGAGCCUCAAGUUCGUCUUCGAGGUGCUGCUGGGCCAGAAGCUGGCGGGCCAGAGCCGGGAGCUGUGGUUCGGGCUGCUGCUGUCGCCCGUCUUCAUCCUCCUGCAGCUGCUGAUGAUCCGGGCCUGCAGGGUCAACUAGGGGCCGAGGGAGGGAGGGGAGGAAGGAGAAGAGCCAGGCGAAGGACAGUAAGAGCGAAGUAGAAAGCCCGGGAAAGGAGAGAAGGGCGAAGGAAGGAAGGAAAGCAGGGCAAGGGAAAGAAACCGAAAGGAAGGAAAGGCAAAGCAAGGCACGCACACACCCCACAUCCAGCGGCUGAGCGCUUGGCCAGCCCAGAAAGAGGAGGCGGAAGAGAUGAAGGCCAAGCAAAGCACACAGGCACUGGCAGCAGCGGCUGAGCGCUCGGAUCUGGCCCAGGGAGAAGGGGCAGAGGAGAGCAAAGCAAUGGCCACCCACCCAACAUCCCCCGACAUACACCUGGGAAAGGAGGCAGAGGAGAGAGAGGCAAGACCCAGGAAGAACGCUAUCCACACCUGCCACACCAGCAGAGCGCUCGGCUGUGCCACAGAGAGGAGGUGGAGGAGGGCAAAGCGCUGCAGCACUGGCUGAGGGAGAAGACGGAGAUCAAGGCAGAGCAAACACACACACACAACUCUGGCACCGGCUGAGCUCUCGGGACCCGCCUAGAGAGAGGAGGCAGCGGCAGGGCUCAGCUCCUCUUCCACUGCCACCUCUCCAAAGCACCCUGAUGCUCCUUCCCACUGCGCCAUUACGGCAAGGAACUGUGCCUGCCCUGCAUGUACCAGAGUGACUGCUUUUGGACCCUGCAGUGCUGCCCUCGGACCCUCUGCCGCCCCAUGAGCCCACCAGACCCUCCCUCCCCCCCCAAAAAAAAGGUCGGACCCUCGAGGUAGUUAUUUAAGAAGAAAAACACACAACCCAGUGGAGAAAUAUUAUCAGCGAUCUCUGAAUUUCAGGGGGUUGAACUAGAGGACUUUUGGGGUCCUUCCAACUCUGUGAUGAUCCUGUGGACACUUUAUCUUUCCCCAUCCUGGAAUAGCCAUUCUGUGCAUCCCGCCAGCUCCUACAUUCCUGGUAUCAUAGAGCAAAAACAAGUUUGCUAGCGUCCUCUGAACAUGUACAGUUUUGCAAUUUAUUUAUUUUUUAAGACACUUUAUCAUUGUACCACCAGGAAUAAAAUGAAGCCUUCCAGCCCUUUCAAGUCUGCCCUGAUACUAGAAAGGUUUACUUGAGAGUGGAGGGAUGGAACCAGUUUGUUUAAAAAAUAAAUAAAAGGUUUUUUUUAAAAAAAGUACCAAAAUGAGGGUCCGCUGCAGUUGUGUUACAUGCCUAAGCCCCCUGGCUAACUUUCUUCCCUGAUAGCAUCUUUAGGUAGGGCUGGGAAUGUCCCCCACCCGAAACCCCAGAGAGUCCCUGCUGCCAGUCAGUGUAAGAUAAAAACAGGCGCAUAGGAGAGGCAGUCUUCUACUGAGUCAGGCCACUGCGGACCUUUUAAGUCAGUGUUGCCUUCACAGGCUGGCAGCAGCACCAACUCUCCCCAGGGUUUCAGACCAGACAUCUUUUCCAGACCCAGCUGGGAGAUGCCGACCAAAGCUCUGCACCUUCUGCAUGCAAAGCAGGUGUCCUGCCCCUUGUGGUUCUUGGCUUAUAUUCUGGUGCUCAUAUUCUGGAUAAAGGGCUGCAUUAAACAGGAACGCCAGGAGCUGCCUUAAACUGAGUCAGACCCUUGAUCUAUUUAGCCCUGUAUCAUCUGCGAUGACGGGCAGGUGUGAGCUGGACCCUUGGGAGGCCCAACUCUACGAGUCUGUGAUGCUAUGAUUCUAUUACCAACAUCAACUAUGGCAGGCCCUGUGGUGCCCACCCCAGUCCAGGUGCCAGUGACAAGGGGCCUGUUUGCUGCUGCCCCCAUCCCCUGCCCUUUGGGGUGACCCUGGACUGUUCUCACAGGUUCAGCUACUGUUGCACCACCCCAAACAUCUGCCUUCGCUGCCACCUACGCGGCCGGCAGUCCCAGCGCUUCCUUCCUGUUUCAACAUUAACCACCAGUCAUGAUUCAAAGGAAAUAAAACCCACAAAAGGCCGUUGUGCAAAGCCAAGCCGAUUGACUGCUGACAAUCCUUGCACAGCACAAAGUAAACACGGAUACCUAAGUGUAUAAGCCACAUUUCUGAAAUAGUAUAGAGAGCAAGCCUAUAACCGUGUUUAGCCUCCAGCUAACCUCAGAGACCCCUCCAGUCACAGAGCAGGAAUUCUUCCAGGGCCUCCCCUUUGCAAAACUAAGUUAACAUGUUUGGCAGCCCUGUUUAGGGAAGUUUGAUGUCUGAUGUUUUAUUGUAUUUAUAAUAUUUUGUUGGAAGCUGCCCAGAGUGGCUGGGGAAACCCAGCCAGAUGGGCAGGGUAUAAAUAAUAAAGUAUAUUAUUAUUAUUAUCUGAGCUGACCUGUCAAAGAGCAGGUAUCUAUGUAGGAAUGAAGCAUAUAUCUAUGUAUGCACCAGACAGGCCAGGAACGGCAACCAGACAUCUUCAUGUGAAAAGGAUCUAGGAGUCUUGGUAGACCACAAACUUGACAUGAGUCAACAGUGUGAUGCAGCAGCUAAAAAAGCCAAUGCAAUUCUGGGCUACGUCAAUAGGAAUAUAGCAUCUAGAUCGAGGGAAGUAAUAGUACCACUGUAUUCUGCUCUGGUCAGACCUCACCUGGAGUACUGUGUCCAGUUCUGGGCACCACAGUUCAAGAAGGAUAUCGACAAGCUGGAACGUGUCCAGAAGAGGGCAACCAAAAUGGUCAAAGGCCUGGAAACGAUGCCUUAUGAGGAACGGCUUAGGGAGCUGGGUAUGUUUAGCCUGGAGAAGAGAAGGUUAAGGGGUGAUACGAUAGCCAUGUUCAAAUAUAUAAAAGGAUGUCAUAUAGAGGAGGGAGAAAGGUUGUUUUCUGCUGCUCCAGAGAAGCAGACACGGAGCAAUGGAUUCAAACUACAAGAAAGAAGAUUCCACCUAAACAUUAGGAAGAACUUCCUGGCAGUAAGAGCUGUUCGGCAGUGGAAUUUGCUGCCAAGGAGUGUGGUGGAGUCUCCUUCUUUGGAGGUCUUUAAGCAGAGGCUUGACAGGCAUAUGUCAAGAAUGCUUUGAUGGUGUUUCCUGCUUGGCAGGGGGUUGGACUGGAUGGCCCUGGUGGUCUCUUCCAAUUCUAUGAUUCAUUGACAGACUCAAUGGAGUCUGUUGGAGAAACAGGAACUCUGAGCAUGUAGAACCCAUUUUGUGAUGUAUCUGGAGUGGUCUUUCUGUGACAGGUUUGAAAAUUGCAACACACGUUUGUCCUGGGCUCUCUCCCCACUUCCUUGCAAGGAGGGAAAAGCGGGGAGACUGUUGCAACAGACCAAUAAAGGUCAGCAGCUUCCUUUUGCAUCCAUUUGUAUCUCUGACCAAUAGCAGACCUCAAGGGACCCAAGUCCCUUCAUGGGGAGUUGAGUUGUGAAAGCCAACCCCAGUUCUCUAGCAACACAGCCAAAAGGGCCUUUUCCAUGCCCAGUUCUCUGCCAGUUUCCAUGGGCACAUUGCAAAGAGGUGGUGGAGAAACCAGCUUCCAGG